GUGAUCGAGGGCAGAGUCAGUCAGCUGUGCAGUAGGAGUUCGAAUUAUGUGGGGGUAUUUUCAUGACAUUUCGCGUAAUUAAACAUAAUUUUUAAUCAUGAUCUAUAAAAGCAUCAAUUAAACUUGUAGAGGAUCUAAUUAAAUACCUCAUUACUCGCGACUAUUUUUGAAAUUCCCAAUUUCAUUAACAAAAUUAAGACUUUAUUGGAUAUGGCCGGGGAAGCAAACCAGAAGAAAAAAGGCAAGUUAUCCAAGCAAGAUUCGAAUAGAUCGGCAAAAGAUUCGGAUAUAGAAACCGAUAGGCCUUCGGCGAGUGCUAGUAAUCCAGAUAAAUGUAGAAGUGGAAUACGAGUUUAUAAAAUCGUCGUAUUAGGAGACGGAGGAGUUGGAAAAUCGGCCGUCACACUUCAGUUUGUUAGUCAUAGUUUUUUGGAUUAUCACGAUCCAACUAUUGAGGAUUCGUAUCAACAGCAAGCCGUUAUUGAUGGGGAACCGGCCUUAUUGGAUAUUUUGGAUACAGCUGGACAAGUGGAAUUCACCGCUAUGAGGGAUCAAUACAUGAGGUGCGGUGAAGGUUUCCUGAUCUGCUACAGCGUUACAGAUCGCCAUAGUUUCCAAGAAGUCCUCGAAUACAAGAAACUAAUACAAAAGGUAAGAGCUUCAGAAGAUACUCCUCUCGUUUUAGUAGGAAAUAAAUUCGAUCUUCAUUCGCAACGGAAAGUAUCCACCGAGGAAGGGAGAGGUUUGGCCAAACAGUUCGGUUGUCCGUUUUUCGAAACGUCGGCGUGUUUGAGGACGUACGUCGACGACGCGUUCCAUACACUCGUCAGAGAGAUAAGGAAAAAGGAAAGGGAGAGAUUAGGUUUGCCGGGCUGUGAUCAUAAACCCAAGAGGCACAGCAAAUGGUGGAGACUUCGGAGUAUAUUCGCUUUGGUGUUUAAAAGGAGGAGACAUCACAAUUUCAACGCGUAAAAUGCUCGAUUUUAAUCCUUGAUAUCGAGUUUCGUUCGUUGAUUUUUCUACAAGGAAACCAGGAUGUUGAUUGGCUUUUCAUUUUUUGUUUUCACUACGAUGCUUUAGAUUUAUUAUGAGCAGUAUUUAAUCGUUUAUUUAUAGAAAAUGUUGAACAUUUAUAGAGUGGUACAAAAGUUUAGAUUAAUUCGAAAAUAAUACAAUUUUUUUUCAACAAUUUUUAUUUGAACAUAACAAUUACUUAGUUAACAUUUAUAAUUAUUAUUUAGUAGACUUUUGUUCCAUCCUGUAUAACGAUUUUUCGUGGUGCAAAAAAGUAUGGAAUAUAUGAGACUGUAGCACUUUGAGGUUAGAUUUUACUUCAAAUUUUGACGGUUUUUUAUAAAUUCAUUUGACAUUUUCUAUUCCGCACCCCUACUGUCAUGCUAGCCAAUCUGAGACUAUAAAAUAUUCUCGUUCAGUCAUUCAGAACAGCUCUAGAACGUUUUGGUGCAUUGGCUAACGGCUUUAUAUGGAUAAAGGGCCAAAAGUAUAGAAAAAAAGAAGAUAUAUAAAUAAACAACUCUUGUAAGGUAAUUCAGAACAGCUGUAGAACGUUUUGGAGCAUUGGUUAACGGCGUUGUAUAGGGAAAGGCCAGAAAGUACAGAAAGAAGAAUAACUAAUGUCUAAGCACAAAUUCGAUUUGUUAUUAAUAAAUUACCAGUGAUUAUACCAAUAAUGAACAAUCAUAUAAACCCAGUGUUGUUGUCUAGUCCAUACUUUAUAUAAAUAUAAAUAAUAACGCAAUAAUUUUACUUAAACGAAAGAUCUCUAGUGGUUUACUAAUAUAAAAAUUAUAUAUUAGUAAAACUGAAAUUAAACCUUGAACCCCCAAUCCUUUAUCGUUUAUUUAUCAUUUAAAUAGAGAUACUAGAGAUUUUAAUUUAUUUUUAUAAAAAAAAAAUAUUUGAAUAAACGAUAUAUUGACCAAACAUUUUUAUACCUGUAUAUUGUGCAAUAGGACGCGGCAAGUUCCGAAAAGUUAAAAAAAUAAUAAAUGUUCAAUUUUCUAAUUAUCUCAAACUUAGAAACACAGAGUGUAUCUCAUUCUAAUAUAGGAACUCGUAUUUUAAUGAAAAUGCAGUUUAGUAUCAAUUUGUCUAUGAUUAGAACACAAAACAGAAAUGUGCAACGUUAACUGCCGUCACGGAACGCUUAAUCUCUAUUGCGCAGUAUCGUCACCGUCACUGAUUUAGAACGAACCUGUUAUCUAUUAAACAAUUUUAUUGAAUUAUUACUUUGUCUAUGGUUCGAGUAAAGGACUACUUUCACUAAUCCCACAUAAUACAAUGUCAUGACGUCACAAAUUACAACAAGGAUGUAAUUAUCAUAUGAUAGCUUUCAUAUUAGUGACAUGAUAUAAUUUUUUCAUUUUUUUCUUCGUGUGUUUAUAUAUCUUUUAAUCAAAACUUAUGAAGUAAACCACUUUAUGCUGUUUGAUUACAUUUUAUUACGAAGUGAGGUGACGUCGAAAAACAGACUAAUAGAUUUGGUUAAAUUAAAAAAGAAGAUUUAGCGUCAUAUGUCAUAACAUUGUUAAAUUGGUUAGUUUGAGAUAAUUAUUAAAAUUGUUGUUGUUUUCCGAAGAGAUGAUUUAUUCAAUCAAAACCGUAAAUUAUCAUUUUUAUACAGAGAAGAAAAUAUAUUUGAUGGCUUGUAAGGAAGUAUAAUUUAAAUUUAUAAUUUGCCAAAUUCCUAUUUGUUUUUAGGAUUAUUAUUUGAUCUUUUUUUUGAAUAUAUAUAUUUAAAUUAGAUACUGUAUAACCUGUAUGGUAAUUGUUGCAUUUAUAGAGUAUAUUUAGAAGAUAUUUAUUGCUAAAAUGUUAUAUUGUUAAGUAUUGAACUUAUUAUUUAUUAUUAUUAUUGAAGUUUGCCACAAGGAGGCUUAAAAUAUUGUACGUUUUUAAAAAUAACAGCGGGCCGAAUUCACAAAACAUUUUUUUAUAGCGAGUAAAAUGAUUCUCAAAAUUUCAAUCUGUUUCAUAUAGGGUUUUCCAUUAAUCAUUUUCUACUUUGAAAUUAAUUGCUAUGUUGUUUACUGACUUAUUUCUAUAGACCCGCAAUGUGACAAAAUUUCACCAGAAAAAAUCGUGCGAUAUUAGUGGCUAUUAAAGUCAAAAGAAGUUGAAAGAACCAACGUCGUAUUUGAAAAAAUAUGGAUUGAUUACAUCAAAUUGGUUCUUUUGUGAAUUGGUAUCGUCCCUAAUUUGAUAAUUUUGUUUCUUGAUAUAUCCAUUCAUGUCGAAAUGAGCUUCACCACUGUAGAUAUGUUAAUGGUGGAUCGACAAAAGAAUUUGGUUAAAAUUUGGAAGACCCUUAGUAAUAAUCUUGCUUCGAUACAUUUAUUUUCAUAUUUUAUAGUUAUUAUUAAAUAAUUCGAUGUAUUGAUUCACUUAUUUUUUAGUUAGAUCAUAUUUUGAUCCUGUAUAUAUUAUCGUAAUCAGUUUAUCAGAAAAAGAUUUAUUGAUUUUAUUGAAGUAGUCCAGUUACCAAUUUUUUAAUGGUCUAUUAAUUUUUUUCUAGUCGUGUAUUUUUUUAAGGGUUCUGCAUACAUUUUUUAUUUUUAUUGAUAAAUUACACAACUGGACGUAAUUUGGUGAAAAUUUUGUAAUCAUUGUAGUAAAAACGGUAUAGAUGAAUGUUACACAAAAUAUUCCAAACGAAACGUCAUUUAAAGGAAUUUUCAAAAUUUGAGUAGAUAUAUACAUAUGAGAUAUCCUAUAUAUAAAUAUUUUCAAGUCUUAUUUAAAAAGAUUUGUUAUAAAAAAAACGUUCCUUUGAAACGUUAUAUCCACAUCUUCCACCUCUAAUCUAUUUCUUCUUUUUUUUGGUUCUAGAAACAGUUGUUUUAUCUAAAAAAUUGACAGUUGACAUUUGAUCAGUCAAUGUUAAAUGUAUUGUUUUGAUUUUAAAUUAUCUAAAACAUUGUUAAAAUACAAAAUAAACACGUAAUAUUAUUAAUCGAAACAAAUACGAGUGUAAAAGAGGAAUAUAGUGACUAAAACAAACUGUUAACAUAUUGAGGGUUAGUUUUUUGAUGAAAUUUUAUGUUUACAUCAAUUUUAGUCGAGAGGAUUUUAACUUAUUACUGUGACUUUUGUAUCUACUGGUUGUAUUGUAACUCGGUAUUUUAUUAAAAACAUAGUUUUUAUUAAUUUGGUGAAGGUAAGUGUUAUUUUUCAACAAUUUUAGAUAAUGAUUACGCUGGAUUUCAAUUACGUCCAGUCAGUGUUGAAAUUUUAGUUAAAUAGAGCAGACCCUAUACGUAGAAUAACAAUCCAAAUGUUAGUUAACUAAAUUCGAUGUAUGUAAAUGUAAAUCUGUGCACACAAAAUGUAGAAAAUCAUGAUAAAUAUUAUAUGUAUCAAAAAUAUGAUUUUUGAUGUACGUUGAACGCUUUAUAAUUUUUUUUAAUAAAUAAAAGAAAUUUUAA
Diorhabda sublineata is the source of this 4445-nucleotide messenger RNA. Its product is annotated as GTP-binding protein Rit1-like. The transcript has 3 exons. Lineage: Eukaryota; Metazoa; Arthropoda; Insecta; Coleoptera; Chrysomelidae. Gene Ontology annotation, biological process: Ras protein signal transduction. Gene Ontology annotation, cellular component: plasma membrane. Bases 211 to 972 code for a protein of 253 amino acids. The record is from RefSeq and is a predicted model, not a curated record. Gene Ontology annotation, molecular function: GTPase activity; GTP binding; GDP binding.